CAUGAGGCUCACGCAAGGAAAGAAGCGGAAAUAUCGCGAUUAGCAUUUUUAUGUGUAGAAUAAACAACACAAAGACACUUGGCCAAGGAGCGAGACACAAAGGUGAAUCCGACAUAAAGUAGCAGGUGAACGGUAGCCAUGAGCUGGUGAAGAUCCUGGUGUGAAUCAUCAAUUUGAGAUUAUUUGCAAACUUCCUACUCAACAGCCACCAUGAUUGACUCGAGACUUUUUGGGAUCCACCUGCACAUGGUGAAUGCCUUCCAAACCAUGGACGAACUACGCAAAAAAUGCGAGCUCUGUGACAUAGUCCUUCUCAUUGAAAAACAUGAGUUUCACGCACACAAAAUUGUCCUCGCUGGCAGCAGCCCGUAUUUACGUGCCAUGUUCACAAAUGGUAUGCUGGAGACAGAGAAAAAUCAGGUGGAAAUACAUGGCAUUGACCCAGCUGCCAUGAGGAUUUUACUGGAUUUCAUGUACACUGGGAAGAUUGAGAUUACGGUUGAUAAUGUGCAGGCUGUGUUGCACGCUGCGAGCAUGCUGAACAUCGGCAGUGUGCGAAGUGUGUGUAGUAACUUUUUGCAGACUCAGCUGGAUGCUACAAACUGUUUAGGAAUCUACCACCUUGCGGACACAUACUCAAGCUCAGAUCUUCUCACGAUUUCCUGGAAUUACAUAGCUCAGCAUUUCCUUGAUUUAUCUCACACAGACGAGUUUCUACAACUCCCCGAGGGACAGCUGCUCAAUUUACUCAAAAGUGACCAGUUACAAGUUACAUGUGAAGAGGAUGUGGCAGAUGCUACAAUUCGUUGGAUCGAGUGGGAUCCAUAUGCUCGAGCAGAGAAUGCUUGUCAAAUUUUACCCUAUGUCCGCCUUGCCUUGCUUGACUUGAACUAUCUGGAGAAUGUUGUUUUACAGUGUGAUUUUGUGCGAAAUUGUGCAAAAUGCCAGAGUAUCGUUGCUCAGGCAGUGAAGAUAAAGAAUGAGAGUGGCAUGCUGGGAAGGAUAGCAAGCCGAGCCCAACCCCAGUCUAUAUAUGUCCUUGGAGGCAGAAAUAGCACAGACUGCCAAUUGAAAUCUGUCGAGAAAUAUGAUUUUGUUCAAGACCAGUGGACUCAGAUGGGCAACAUGACUGUAGCGAGAACAGCUGUUGGUGCGACAACAGUGAAUGGACUCCUGUACGCGGUGGGCGGAGAGUGUGCACUGGCAGAGACCCAGGACGACACCCUGUACCUGCGCUGCGUGGAAUGCUAUAGCCCCAUAUCUAAAUGCUGGACAAGUAAAGCUGACAUGAAAAUCCCACGAUCCUUUGUGGCCGUAGUGUCCUGUGGAGAGUAUCUGUAUGCUAUUGGUGGAGAAGAUCGAGGGAGCAGUUUCAACAUCGUGGAAAGAUACAAUACAAAAACUGAUACGUGGCAUUUUGUUCCUAACAUGCAGCGUCGUAGAGCUGGCGCGGGAGUGGCAGUAUGUGACGGGGUCAUCUAUGUAGCAGGUGGAUACGACAAGGCUUACCAUACUGACCGUGCCAGCGUAGAAUGCUUCGACCCCGAGACCAACCAAUGGACAUUUGUCGCAGAAAUGGAAAAAGCUCGAUCUGGAAUGGCGUUGGUGGCAAUUGACCACUAUCUGUAUGCCUUUGGUGGCAGGCUCAGAUUCAGUGACCAGUAUUAUGAUAUUGCUGAAAGGUGA
Lingula anatina is the source of this 1686-nucleotide messenger RNA. Its product is annotated as kelch-like protein 12. NCBI's taxonomy places the organism in Eukaryota, Metazoa, Brachiopoda, Lingulata, Lingulida, Lingulidae. The record is from RefSeq and is a predicted model, not a curated record. Gene Ontology annotation, molecular function: protein binding.